This is a messenger RNA of Magallana angulata, 2140 nucleotides long. RefSeq lists its product as uncharacterized. The transcript is spliced from 4 exons. Bases 212 to 1762 code for a protein of 516 amino acids. The record is from RefSeq and is a predicted model, not a curated record. NCBI's taxonomy places the organism in Eukaryota, Metazoa, Mollusca, Bivalvia, Ostreida, Ostreidae.
UUUCCAUUUUAAAUGUCAUUUCAUUGAUUCAAUGUAAAGAAGAACCAGUCUGAUCAAAAGUUACCUCCAUGGUAAAUAUGAAGUUUUUCACCAUUGAAAAUCAAAUAGUAUUUUCCAAAGAAUCCUCCAAAUGCAGUUUAAUGGUCUUUCUUCGAUUUCCUUGUGAGUUCGUGGAUAUAUUGGAACUCAUUGUAAGCUAAUACAAAAAGCUAUGAAAGAUGAAAUAAAGAGGAUAAUCUCAUACAUCAUUAACUUUGUGUUGCUGAGACCUCUCAGUUUCGGAAAUCCCACUAAUGACGGAAUUUCGGACGGAAGUACGUCAUCGACUGUCUCCUUCGCCUGUGGUUUCGCUAUCUUACUUAUCACCAUUGUUUAUUUCACUGUUCAAUUUACGAUGGAAAAUUUUACAAGUAACUCGUUAUGGGGAUUGUUAGUCUUCAUAUUGGUGUCAGGGACAGUUGCUACAGGUCUUCUUCUGACCUUAAUCGUAUUUUGUCAGUCAUAUGACGUCAUUCGUCGACAACAGUUGAAAGACCGAUGUGUCGAACUAGAGAUCAAAUUUUUGUGGUUUUCUGGUUUAGGGGUUCUUUUUCGUGCUGUUAUUACUUUGGCUAUUCAGUGUGAGUGCGUAGUUGUGUCUGUAGGCUUUAGAGAGAUUUCAGAAAUAACAUUGUCGUGUAUGAAGAUAAUUUUCAUGUUAAUCCAAAUGUGUUUCAUUACGUACUUACGAAACUCGCGUCUACUUGGUGGCUUGUUUAUUAACUAUUUAAUCGGGGGUUUGUUUUUAGCAAAUACCAGUACAUGGGCGAAUUAUGUUACUUUCAGAAUAAGUGAUAUCUAUAUUCAUACUAACGGUACAUCUCUCCUACCACUUUCAAAUCAAUCGAUAUAUGAUGAAUGUUUCAAUAAUUCCAAGAUGCACAAAGUCUCUCGUAUAUUGAGCACUUUUUUCCUCAAUGUCAGCAUGCUGUUUCUUUUGUUAUCAUCAAUGUUCCUUAUAAGACUUUGGCCCUUAGUUCGAAACUGGCAACAUAUGAGAAAUAGUUGUAUUAUAAACGCAGGUAUUAAUAUUGUCAGUGGGCAGCCUGAUACAUCUGACCGAGUUAUUCAAAAUCGCAGGACAGUUCGAAUCGUUUCCUUCUUUGUCGGAUUUCUAAUAAAUAGUCCGUUUUUUACAAUGGCUAUUUUAAUGACGACCGUGUACAGUAAUGAUAUAAAAUCAAUUAAAGUUUACUGGGAUUUGUUUGUUAUUCUUGUCUUAGCUGUAAUGAUAGUUAUCGUUCUUGUUGGAAUUCAAAACCUCAAUUUGCAUUGUCUAGAAAAGACCUCUUUUUCCACAUGGGACGUGAUUCUGAUGAUGUGUAUGUCGGGAAAUGUGAUCAUGAACACACUCGGAAUCACUUCAAUCUUCCUGUGUAAUGUAGAUAGAUCAGUCACAAUUUUUACCAAAAACUUGUUAAAUUUAUUCGCGACUUAUUAUCACACUGUGUAUAUAAUAGUUGCUAAACGUACACCCCACUCCGAGUUUUGUAAAUCGAUUUCAAAUCUUUCCAUUCAUGUAAUUCUAUUUUGUUCCGGUCUGGGGCGUUGGUUUUUGGACAUGUUCGUUCUCAAUUCUCAUGGUAAAUACAUUUUAAAGGAAGGUGAAGGCUGUUUAUUUCCUGAUCAUAGAUGUUGGCUUAUGGUGCAAUAUUUUUUAAUACCUUUAAAUGCAUUUUACGAUUUUCAAUCAUUUGUAUUUUAUUACGGUAAAAUAUGGUAACAUGGCUGGGGUUUUUUAAUUACGGUAUGAACAAUCGCCUUAGAACAAAUUUGGUAUAUUUAAUUUUUCCCCUUUUACAUGUUAUGUUGUAAAAUAAAAAGUUCAGGUUUUUCAAGCAUGACGGAUUUUUAAAAAAAUCAUUUUAAUUAAUUUUAUCAAGAAAUUAACUUUGUGAUCAUAAAUGUAACUAUUUUUAUUUAUUUUUGAGAUUUAUAUUAUCAUUGAAUAUUAGCGAUGUAACCGGGUAAAAAGCUCUGGUAAUGAGUAUACCUAAUACUUUAACAUUAAAAAUUUUUAAGUCAGAUUUUUAGUUUAUGUUGAUUUAUUUAUCAUGCAGUCUUUGCUGUGACGAAAAAUAACUAACUUUAAGAAAAAGAU